Molecule: messenger RNA, 1186 nt
Organism: Beta vulgaris subsp. vulgaris (sugar beet)
Lineage: Eukaryota; Viridiplantae; Streptophyta; Magnoliopsida; Caryophyllales; Amaranthaceae
Product: glutathione S-transferase U17
Exons: 2
Coding region: 266-955 (229 amino acids)
Biological process (GO): glutathione metabolic process
Cellular component (GO): cytoplasm
Molecular function (GO): glutathione transferase activity
Source: RefSeq, a predicted model, not a curated record
UAGGGAGUAUAUAACUUAUAAAGAUGCCAUUCAAUUUACAUAUUUUUUUAGGGGAAUCCAAUUUAUAUACUUUAUUUAAAGUAAGAAAUCAAUAACGGUUGCGCUUCCAUCAUCAAAUUUCAAUGGCUAUAUAACUAAUCACAUACUCUUAAGUCUUACCAUCCAUCCAUUAAUUUCACUCCCUCAAAAAAAAAAACAAAAAAAAAAACUUGAGAGAUCAUCAAUUUGUUCUUCCUGUCCAAAACAGAAAACCAAAGAAAGAAAAAUGGCAAAAGAGGUGAAGGUUUUGGGAUUAUGGCCAAGUCCAUUUGCGAUGAGGUCAAGAAUCGCACUCACCUUAAAAUCGGUAGAUUAUGAAUAUAUUGAAGAAACUAUGCAACCCAAAAGUGAGCUUUUGCUUAAAUCAAACCCUAUUCACAAAAAAAUCCCAGUUCUUAUACACAAUGAUAAGCCUGUUUGUGAGUCACUCAUCAUUGUUCAAUAUAUUGAUGAGACCUUUUCAUCUGGUCACUCUAUUCUUCCUUCUGAUCCUUAUGAUCGUGCCAUUCAACGCUUUUGGGCUGCUUACAUUGAUGAGAAGUGGUUCCCAACUUUGCAAUCAAUAGCUAGAGCAGAAAGUGAGGAUGCAAAAGCAACAAUAUUGGAGCAAGUGAAAGAAGGGUUGUCACUGCUUGAGGAUGCCUUUGACAAAUGCAGCAAAGGGAUGCCGUUUUUCAGCGGCGACAAAAUUGGAUAUCUUGACAUUGCUUUCGGAAGCCACUUAGGAUGGUUGCGCGUUGUUGAAAAAAUGAACAACGUUCUGUUGCUCAACCAGGAGAAGACACCAAACCUCCUUGCUUGGGCGGAGAGGUUUUGUGCUGAUGAUGCUGUCAAGGAUUAUAUGCCUGAGACUGAUAAACUUAUUGAGUUUGCCAAGUUUCUGAUGGCUAGGGCUAAGGCAGCUGCUUCCAGUUAAACUUAGAUGGCAUGAUUGUUCUCAUGGAAAUAAAGGGUUGUUAAGAUAGUAGUAUGUUGUUGUACCAGUUGAUGAUUAUAUGAAUGUAACUUGGAUAAUGUCUUUUGGAUUCGAAGUUUAUGUAUUAAGUCUCAGAUGGUUAGCGUGCGAGCGAGCAUGUUGGUUCUACGUUUGUGCUUUGGAUUGUUUAAUCUAUGUUACCCUGAGUUUUAUGCAUCUAUAAUUUUACUA